AUUACGUUUCCACCCACGCCUCCGUGCUUUCGCUAAAUGUCCCCACCCUAAAACGCUCUUUCUCAGUCUCUCCAGUGGACAUUCUGCCUCUCUCUCUCUCUCUCUCUCUCUCCAGUUGCAGGGCGACAAUGGCGAAACCCACUCUCACCAGCUUGCAUUUUGCUUUUGCUCUCUUCAUCCUCCAUUUCUUUCUACUCCACGCUUCUACGAGUUCUGAUUUGGAAGCUUUGAUGGCGUUCAAAGAAACUGCCGAUGCUGCUAACAAGCUCACUACCUGGAACGUAACGGUUAAUCCGUGCAGCUGGUACGGCGUUUCCUGUCUCCAGAACAGAGUGUCUCGCCUCGUGCUCGAGGGUCUCGACCUGCAAGGCAGUUUCCAGCCCCUUGCAUCUCUCACUCAACUUCGAGUUCUGAGUCUCAAGCGAAACCGCCUCUCUGGCCCUAUUCCGAAUCUCUCCAACCUCACUGCUCUGAAGCUGCUUUUUCUUUCUUACAAUGAGUUCUCGGGGGAGUUUCCCGCUUCCGUCACGUCUCUUUUCCGGCUGUACCGUCUCGAUUUGUCUCACAACAACUUAUCGGGCCAGAUUCCGGAGACAGUCAACCACUUGGCACAUAUUCUUACUCUGCGUCUGGAAGAAAACCGGUUUUCCGGCAGCAUUACAGGUUUGAAUCUCCCGAAUCUGCAGGACUUCAACGUCUCCGGAAACCGCCUCGCCGGUGAUAUACCGAAAACUCUUUCCGCGUUCCCUGUGUCCGCCUUUGACCGAAAUGCGGUUCUCUGUGGAUCUCCCAUGCCAACAUGCAAGAACGUCGCGGGCGACCCAACGAAACCUGGAUCCGGUGGCGCAAUCGCAUCGCCGGUGAUUCCUGGCGGAAAUCCAGCAAUAGUUGCCUCCUCGCCGAGCUCAAUACCGAUAUCCACAACGCCAAUCCAGCCACAAAAUACUCGCCACGGUGCCACAGGAAAAGUAAGUCCAGUGGCCAUGAUCGCCAUCAUACUCGGCGACAUUUUGGUCCUCGCAAUAGUCUCUCUCCUUCUCUACUGCUACUUCUGGCGAAAUUACGCUGGAAAAAUGAGAGACGGCAAGAGCUCGCAAAUCCUCGAGGGGGAAAAAAUUGUGUACUCAUCCAGCCCAUAUCCAGCCCAAGCUGGGUACGAGAGGGGUCGAAUGGUGUUCUUCGAAGGCGUGAAGCGGUUCGAGCUGGAAGACUUGCUUCGAGCCUCCGCUGAGAUGCUGGGCAAAGGAGGCUUCGGAACUGCCUACAAAGCCGUUCUCGACGACGGCAAUGUCGUCGCCGUUAAACGACUCAAGGACGCUCACGUUGGAGGGAAACGUGAGUUCGAGCAGCAUAUGGAGGUGCUGGGACGGUUACGGCACCCUAACGUCGUUAAUUUGAGGGCCUAUUAUUUUGCCAGAGACGAGAAGUUGCUGGUCUAUGAUUACAUGCCUAAUGGCAGUCUAUUUUGGCUUCUUCACGGGAACCGUGGACCCGGAAGAACGCCUCUGGACUGGACCACGAGGUUGAAGAUUGCAGCCGGAGCGGCGCGAGGACUGGCCUUUAUUCACAACUCAUGCAAGACGCUUAAACUCACCCACGGUAACAUCAAGUCCACAAACAUCCUCCUUGAUAAAUGUGGUAGCGCACGAGUUUCCGACUUUGGUCUCUCCGUCUUUGCCUCUUCAACGGCUGCACCCAGAUCAAAUGGCUACCGUGCCCCUGAAAUAUUGGACGGCCGAAAGGGCUCCCAGAAGUCUGAUGUGUAUUCUUUUGGGGUGCUUCUGCUGGAGCUGCUCACAGGAAAGUGCCCUUCCGUGAUGGAGAACGGUGGGCCUGGGUCUGGGUACGGAGGAGUGGUGGAUCUUCCACGGUGGGUGCAGUCGGUGGUGAGAGAGGAAUGGACAGCGGAGGUGUUUGAUUUGGAGCUGAUGAGGUACAAGGAUAUCGAGGAGGAGAUGGUUGGACUGUUGCAGAUUGCAAUGGCGUGCACUACCCCUUCACCAGAUCAACGACCCAAGAUGAGCUACGUGGUGAAAAUGAUCGAGGAGAUACGUGGGGUGGAGGUGUCCCCCUCCCAUGAAACCUUCGACUCCGUGUCGGACUCACCCUCCGUUUCAGAGGACACAUGCGGAGUGAGCCAGUGAUCCAUAAUGUUUGUUGCUUCUAUGGUAGUCAUGUAAAUUAGGAAUUUUUUUUUCUUUUUCCCCUUGGAAAUCAGUUUUUUCUCUAUUGUGUUCAUUAGUUAAUUAGCCCUGAUCCACAGGGCUCUCUCUCGGUUGUUCACCGAAUGGGUGUGGGAGGAUUCUUACAGGGAUAAGUUUGUGAGGAUUUGUAUUUUUGUCAAGCAAGGUGGCUUAAAUUUAGGACAUUUUUGCAAAAGAAAUGUCACCAAAGGAUUGAAAA
Vitis vinifera (wine grape) is the source of this 2403-nucleotide messenger RNA. RefSeq names its product probable leucine-rich repeat receptor-like protein kinase At1g68400. The transcript has 2 exons. NCBI's taxonomy places the organism in Eukaryota, Viridiplantae, Streptophyta, Magnoliopsida, Vitales, Vitaceae. The coding region runs from base 129 to 2144 and encodes 671 amino acids. Gene Ontology annotation, biological process: protein phosphorylation. Gene Ontology annotation, molecular function: protein binding; protein kinase activity; ATP binding. The record is from RefSeq and is a predicted model, not a curated record.